Messenger RNA from Kockovaella imperatae, 975 nucleotides. RefSeq lists its product as hypothetical. The record is from RefSeq and is a predicted model, not a curated record. The coding region runs from base 1 to 975 and encodes 324 amino acids. Lineage: Eukaryota; Fungi; Basidiomycota; Tremellomycetes; Tremellales; Cuniculitremaceae. The transcript has 2 exons.
AUGUCCUCAAUUGAGCUCGACGCAGAGGCCAUUUCGGCCCUGCAUAUCCCCGCGGUCGGCGGCAAGAUCACUGAAAAGCUCCGUGAUGGGCUCGCCAAGGUCCAACGUGUUCAAACCCGUCAUCGAGUCAAUAUUGUCGAUCACUGGGGCGGAUCGCAAUUCUUCAAUGGAGCGAAGGUGUUGGAGAUUGGCUGCGGUCAAGGAGACAUGAGCACAGUGAUUGCUACGGCGGUCGGGUCUGCAGGGGCUGGCCAGAUCACUGCGUGGGACCCCGCGCCUGGAUCGUACGGAGCACCAUUGACCAUGUCUGAGGCUCACGAGACUUUGACAUCGAACAAAGAGCUGGACAACCUCAAAUUUGUCAUCGACAGCCCUAUCGACACUGUCUUGACCAGCGAGGCGUCCUAUACCCACGCUGUCCUCGUUCACUCGCUGUACUACUUUGAAUCCGAAGCCGUCCUGCUGGAAACCUUCCGGCGCUUGGCGACAAACACACCAGCCAUCAAAUACCUCUGCUUGGCAGAAUACGCCCUUAGAGCAGAUAUUGUGGAACAGGUCCCACAUCUUCUCUCCGUUCUCGCUCAAGCCGCUGUUCAUGCUCUUCAUUCUGACGACAAAGCUACGAACAAGUCCCCGUCGAGCAACGUCAGGACCGUCGUCGGUCCCGGGAGGAUCAUCGAGCUCGCAACUGAAGCCGGAUGGAAGCUUUGCACCAAGGACGAUGGCUCAAGUCAUGAAGCGACCUUCACACCCGAUGCAGACCUACAAGAUGGAUCUUGGGAAGCGCAGACGGUCGGUGACAAGUCCUGGGAAUUGGACAUAAGAGGCGAGGGCAAUCAGACCCGAAAAUCCGCUGCCUCGGCUUUGGAGGCGUUCCAGAACUCUACAGCGACCUCAUUGACAUCUCUCCGGGCUACCUCGCGCAAGACCGCGACUAUGCCAGUCUGGUGUGCCGUAUUCGAGCGGAAGAGCUGA